GGAUGCGCGCGCGGGCAGGCGCAGUUUGCUGCUGAAGCAAAACCGCAGCCAUGCGGACAUGUUACAGCUUGCUCUUGACCGCUGCUGCUCUCACAGCUGGUUUGAAGCCACCACAGCGAUCAAAAGCGAUCCGAACGACUGCCCGCAGCGCAGCCCAACCGGCGGACCUAUGCGCACAACUUCUGAACGAAGUAAACAAGUGCAACGACCUCGGCGACGGCGUCGCGCUGCUCCCGUUGAUCGUCGACGGCCACAAGGUCGGCGAGCUGCGGCCCGAAUUAGCAAAGGCGGUCGCGGACGCCGGCACGGCAUUUAGAAUAGACGCCGGUGUCGUGCGGCUCGACGCGGCGCUCGAAGCGGCCGACGAGCCGGCGCGCACGGAAGCCGUCGCGACGUGCAUCGAUCGCUUGGCGAAGGACGGCGUCGUGACGGGCUGGCGCGACGAAUUACUACCGGUCGUGGCGUCCUAUAGCGCCGCACCGGCCUUCCGCGUCGAGCGCGCCGCGUACCCGCUGCUCGGCGCCAAGGGCUACGGCGUCCACGUCAACGGCUACACUUUCGACGGAGACGAGCUCCGCGUCUGGGUCGCGACGCGCGCGAGCACCAAGGCGACGUAUCCCGGCAUGCUCGACCACGUCGCCGCGGGCCAGCUCGCCGACGUCGGCGGGAGGCCCGGGGAGCAGGUUUUGGCGGAGCUCGCGGAGGAGGCCGGCGUGCCGGACGAGCUCGGGAAACGGGCGGCGCCGGCGUCGGUUGUAAGCUAUCGCGGCGUCGCGGGCGAGGGUAAGGGCGAGCGGGUGACGAACGAGGUCUUAUUUUGCUACGACAUCGAGUUGCCGUCGUCGUUUACGCCGCGGCCCGUCGACGGCGAGGUGGAGGGCUUCGAGUUGCGAAGCGUGGACGCCGUGCUGGCCGACCUUGUAAGGGGGCGGUUCAAGCCGAACGUCGCCGUCGUGACGGUCGAUUUUUUGGUCCGGCGCGGUUUUCUGAGGCCGGAGAUGGACGGGUAUCUGGCGCUGGUCGCAGCGCUGCGGUCGGGGGACUGCUCUUAAUUUGGUAAUGUGAG
Pelagomonas calceolata is the source of this 1066-nucleotide messenger RNA. Lineage: Eukaryota; Pelagophyceae; Pelagomonadales; Pelagomonadaceae. The record is from the annotation of a GenBank genome assembly.